Messenger RNA from Alligator mississippiensis (American alligator), 4992 nucleotides. Its product is annotated as zinc finger protein 287. Gene Ontology annotation, molecular function: DNA-binding transcription factor activity, RNA polymerase II-specific; RNA polymerase II cis-regulatory region sequence-specific DNA binding. Bases 447 to 2159 code for a protein of 570 amino acids. Gene Ontology annotation, biological process: regulation of transcription by RNA polymerase II. The transcript is spliced from 5 exons. Lineage: Eukaryota; Metazoa; Chordata; Crocodylia; Alligatoridae. The record is from RefSeq and is a predicted model, not a curated record.
CUGCCCGCGCUGCAGGCGGAGGCUCCGGGCGUGACACGUGCGGGGAGGCCGGGGGCGCGGGGCGCAGCCCGUACGGGGCAGGAGGAGCCAGGAGCCCCCAGGGCUGCUCCGGCAGAUCCGGCCAGGGCUGGGGCCGGCCACGUCCGGCCUGUCUCCUUCCCCGCGGGCCCCGGGACCGGCCGCUGCGGGCAGCGCUUGCGAGCGCGGGGAGAGCCCGAGCCCAGGCCCCGGCGGGACGGGGCGGCUCCCGGGCAGACGGUGUCGGCGGCGCCGGGGGCAGCCUGCGCCUUCCCGGGCAGCCCGAGGGGACACCGGGGCGGCUCCGGGCAGGAGCGGAGGGGGCAGGACACGUCCCUCGUGUCAUCCGGGCCGGGGUGUCCCCAGGGUGGUCGGCACCACAGCCAGUAAAGCAGCGGCUGCAGGAGGAGCCGGUCCAACAUCAGGAGAUGCAGGGGCAGGAGAUGAAUCAGGCCGUGCAGCCACCUUGUCACCCUGAGAUUCCCCCAGAGACAGCACCGCGGCACGACCUCCGCACCCCAGAGACCUGGCGCCAGCGCUUCCGGGCCGUCCGCUGCCUGGAAGCCAAGGGGCUGCAGGAGGUUUUUAGCCGGCUGCGGGAGCUGGCCCAGCGCUGGCUGGAGCCCCAGCGCCGCAGCAAGGAGCAGAUGCUGGAGCUGGUGGUGCUGGAGCAGUUCCUGGCCAUCCUGCCCCGGGAGAUGCAGAGCUGGGAGUGGGGGCGCGGCGUGGAGACCUGCGCUGAAGCUGCGACCCUGGCCGAGGGAUUCCUGGUGGGGCAGGAGGAAGAUGAGAUGCUCCAGUGGAAAUCAUUUCAUCCUGGUCAUGGGUGCUGCUCUCCCCAUCCCAAUGUUCUUGGUGGAUGGGCCCGUCAUACUGACAGGCACCUGGAGGAGUCAGGAGAGAUUGAAAACCUGGGGCCUCAGGACAAGUCAUCUGACAUCCCCAGAGAGGAUCCCUCGCCCCCCCAGGAGCCAGGUGCUGGGACCCUGAGCAGAGCGGAGCAGCAGCCUCCUGAGGCGGGGCCUGGAAACCUGGAGCUGCAGAGGACUUCCCCAGGGAGACCGGAGGAGAGGAGCUCCCUGACAUCUGAGCCGGGCCAACUUUGGGAGGUGUUUGAGGACGUGGCCGUGUAUUUCACACUGAAGGAGUGGGAGCUGCUGGAUGAUGACGACAAGGUGCUUUACCAGGACCAGAUGCUGAAGAAUUACCAAGCCCUCGUUUCUCUGGGAUAUCAAGGUCCCACACCUGACUUAAUCUGCAGCAUCCAGGAAGGACAGGUGGAGCUCUGGGUCUGUGACGGUGAGGACCAUGGGGAAAUCUCAAGAUCAGAGGACCUCCUGCCAGGAGGUGCCUGGAUGCUGAGCAGAGCUGAGGAGCAACCUCCUGUGGGAGGGCCUGCAGACCUGGAGCCAGCAUGGGCUUCCCUAGGGAGUUAUGUCAAGAUGGACUUCCUGAGAUCAGAGAGAGAGCAAUGGCACAAGAGUCAGGGGAGGCCACAAAACCAGAAGGAGAAUGUAGCAAUAAACCAGGUACCAUCUGCAUUUGAGCAUGAGAGCAGAGAAGGGACAGAGCCUAGAAAGAGCCCUGGGUGCAGGGAACAAUUUAUUGAGCUGAGAGAGACAGGAGAGAAGCCACAUCAGUGUUCGGUGUGUAGGAAGAGCUUCUCCCGAUCCUAUAACCUGGCCCAGCACCAGCUUAUCCACACAGGGGAGAAGCCACAUCAGUGCUUGGUGUGCGGAAAGAGAUUCGCCCGAUCCUCUAACCUGGCCCAACACCAGCUUACCCACACAGGGGAAAAGUCACAUCAGUGCUUGGUGUGUGGGAAGAGCUUCACCCAAUCCUACCUGACCAAACACCAGCUCAUCCACACGGGGGAGAAGCCAUAUCGGUGUCCAGAGUGUGGGAAAAGCUUCAACCGACCCUGUAAACUGGCCCGGCACCGGGUCAUCCACACCGGGGAGAAGCCACAUCAGUGCUUGGAGUGUGGGAAGAGCUUCACCCAGUCCUCCACCCUAGCCCGUCAUCGGCUCAUCCACACAGGGGAGAAGCCGUAUCAGUGCUCGGAGUGUGGUAGGAAUUUCACCCGAUCCUCCCACCUGACCCAGCACCAGCUCAUCCACACAGAGAAGAAACCACAUUAGUGCUGUGUGUGGGAAGUGCUUCCUCCACUCCUCCAAACUAGCCUUGCACCAGUGCAUCCCUGUGCGGAGUGUCCAUAAUUCUGCCAGCAAUACAGGAAGGAUUUGGGGAUGUAUACCUGCUCAGCACCCAGCAGUGUCUGCAUCCAGGGAAGCAGUUUCAUGCUGGUGCACUGUAGCAACAGCUCACGCUUUGUUCAUUCCUUCGAGGGCACUUCAGAACCCGAAGGACACAGGCUGGCCUCCCAAGCCCGAUGUGGGUGAAUGGUUAAAAGGAAACACUUCACGCGGAGGGCAGCCCCUGUGCUGGGGGAACCUGUGAGGAGAAGAUCUUUGCAUCAGCCUUGGAGCCUGUGCCAUCCCCAUCAUUCUCUACAAGCAGUCAGCGCUCCCAGCAGGUGAAGAAUUGCCUUCACAAUAGGUGCCUUCCCCAAGAUAGCUGGCUGCAAACGACACCCAGGGACUGUCUUUGGCUGACUCCCAGCUUCGACUUCCCUCCUGGCCCCAGGGUUCUUGUAUUUGAAGCUCUGGAGUUGCAGGAAGGAGAAAAUUUAUUGCUAGGGAACCAUUCCCUGCCUUCCACCCUGACCUUACCUUUCCUCCCCCCGCAUCACCCCUCUCCCAGGUCUGCACAUGCCCAUCGGAGUCUGCAAGAAACUGCUGCUGCUACCCCAUGAGCCCAAUUUUGGCAGAUUUUGCUUUUCAGCCCAUCAGACCUCUGCACCACCAGGUGCAAGCUUCCCCCCUGCCCUCCUUCCUUUCAUGCCUUUCUCUGUAACAGAGUCCUUGGUAAUGAAGCCCCACAACUUAACAUGAUAUCCCUGUGCGUUGGUCACUAUGUCCUCUCCAGAGCUGUGACAUGGGAACAGACCAGGGCCCAGAACCCUUUUCAUCAAAGAUGCCUGUGGUUUCUCAGCCCCUUCCCUUUCCCAAGGAUUCACUACAGUCCAGGGGUCUUUGCUAAGCCUCGUGAGCAGGAGUUGGUCACAUUUGAGGCAUCAGGCCCAUGUCCUGUUGUGCAGCCAAGAACCCUGUGGUUUUGAAUGAACAUCUGGCCGGGGGGAGUAGAGUAGGGUCUUUUCUGGGUUAAAUGUGAUAGUAGGGGUAAAGGAGGUGCAGCCUGUGACAAGUCCUGCCUCUUCUGUGGAAGGGUGGGGAAAGAAGGAAGGCACCCAUCGUGUGGGUGAAAUGCAGCAUGUUGUAAUCUCCCACUGGGAAAACAGGCUUCCCUGCUAGUGCCAAAGCCAUUUGGCUCUAUGAGUGCCCUGUAGGGGCUGCUCCAUGUGCUUAAUAAUAACCCAUGUUGGAACACACUCAUUCAUUUCUAUAAUUGUCCUUUCUGCUGAUACCCCCCCAGCUUAUAAAACUUGUCCCCUCCCUGUUUCCCUAUAUUAGUGUUUAAGAAAAUAACCUUUUGACUGAGGAAUGAAGCUCAGUGGUUUGGGAGAAGGGCUGGUUUGUCUUAUUGGAGGUGGCCACAGAUAGAAGGGAGGGAAUGGGAGUUUGUUCAACACAUUGUCAGUGUGUCUGUUACUUGCUGAAUUUCUAAUGGGCGGUAAAGGUCGGGGGCAGUGCAUGUAAGUGAGGGAGUGUGUGUCAAAAGAACUGAAAUCCUGACCAACCCUUUUCAAGAGGGGAGCAUGGUUGCUGAUCAGUUAAGGUUCCCUGAUGUUUCUUUGCAAGACCUGAAGCAUUGGAUCGGGCGCCUCCGAGCUGGGGCAGCUCUUGGCCUGCCUGCCGUGGAGGAAAAAACCGGGCCCCCCACAGGUCAGGGGAUGCUUGGCCUGCCUGCAGCUCACCCCCUGGCUGAGGGAGAGAUGGUCAGGCUCCAUGGGGGAAAAAAAAAGGAUCAGGCCCCUUGCCCCUUCUGCCUUCAGGCCACUUCUCCCACAGCUGAGGCAUCAGCUGUCAGAUGAAAGGCUGCAAUUUUUUCAAGUAGCUAUGUUGCAAACUAAACUAUAUGCGGAUGUGGUUUAGUUUGCAACAUAACAGAACUCAUAUAAAACACAAAAAACCCUGUAUGUGUUAAGUGUGGCACAAUUAAACAACAAAAAUGGGCAAUAUUUGUCAUAUGUACAAGUACCCUCCAUGAUAAGGGUUACCAUACAUCCGGGUUUUCCCAGACAUGUCCUUUUUUUUUUAGUCCUAUGACCUCCAUCUGGGCAGUUUUUUUAAAUACAAACGUCCAGGAUUUCCUCUGAUAGUCCUUUUUCAACAUGGAUGUUGGUAGGUAGAACUACAUCUCCUGGCUUGCCCAGCACCGAGCAUGUUUGGGAUCUGAGUUUUCUGUUUCCUGCUUUAAAAUGCAGGGCUACUUGGGGCAAAUGGAAGCAGGGAGCACCAUGUGCAUCUGUGUGCGCACAUGCACGUGUUCAGCAUAUAGCCAGGCAGGGUAGUGGGAGCAGCCCUGGCAGCAGGAUACACGUAAGCCUUUAGGGAGUGGGGGUUGGACUCUCCAGGGCUUGGGGACAGUCUGGGUCACCGGACUGAGAAGCAGGCAGCAGGGACCCUAGUGGACUUAGGUGCCUCCUUUGCUCGUAUUCAACCCUGCUCAGGGCCCUGAUGACAAAUGCUUAUGCAGGGUUACCAUAUUUCCAGUUCCAAAAAAGAGUACGACUUAAUCUGGGGUCAUGGAGGGGAAGGGGGAAAUUUCCCCCAAAUCCCAAAUUCUGUGAUUAAAAAACCCCAAAUUCACAUUUUUCCAUGAUUAAAAUAAAAUGCCUCUCUAUAUCUGUAUCAGUUUAACACAAUGUUUUAUUGAUAUAUCUACAAUUUUAAACAGCUUCAAAUCCUACCAGUCCCUCAAUCAUAAUAAAAUACGUUCUAAAUACCUAUA